Molecule: messenger RNA, 751 nt
Organism: Humulus lupulus (European hop)
Lineage: Eukaryota; Viridiplantae; Streptophyta; Magnoliopsida; Rosales; Cannabaceae
Exons: 3
Coding region: 124-651 (175 amino acids)
Source: RefSeq, a predicted model, not a curated record
GGGGACCACUAGCUAAAGAGAUAAGGAAAAAUGGCUGUUCCCAGAGAAGGGUCUUUCUCUCUUUCCUGGUGACUUUGAUUAAAACAGGAUUGAAGAUCCUAAGAGAAGUGGGCAAAGAAAGAAAUGCUAAUUCAUGGCCCCACUACUACUGCUCCAAAUCUCUACAACAGAAGAGCUUCCCCGCUAACAUUCAGAGGAGUGAGCUGCAGCAACAAGAGUAUCAUCAUCAACAUCAGCAGAAGCAGCAGCAAAUGCAGUGGCAGCAUACUCAAAAGCAUUAAGGGAAGCCUGGUUGCAGUUGCAGCUGCAGCAUUGGUGGCAUCGUCAUCAGCACCAGCAGGCGGCGCAGAGGUGCCUAAUGAGGCGGAGACACUUGAAAACAUACCGCAGCUGCUGUCUGGGGAGUGUGUGUUGCCGAAUGAUUGCAAGAAACCAAGAAUUCAAAAGCCAAAAUCAAGGAAAGCAGAGUCUUGCACCAUCAAGUGUGUCACUACCUGCAUUAGAGGUGGAGAUGGCUCUCCUGGAGAAGGCCCUUUCAAUGUUAGAAGACCUCUGGUUGUAUUCAAGGAAGGAUUUCGAAGCCGUCGGUACUGUCUGGUGGAGUGUUCAGAUAUUUGUAAUUUGAUUGGAGAUCAAGAUGAUGGGCCUUGAUUGAAUUGUACCAUUAAUUGUGAUACAUUUGUAAAAUGUAAAUUACUAUUUGUUUAUUAUUUUUUUUGUAAUUAAUUAAAGCGAUCAAUUUUGAAGCAUA